Magnolia sinica is the source of this 1773-nucleotide messenger RNA. RefSeq names its product pentatricopeptide repeat-containing protein At4g18840-like. Gene Ontology annotation, molecular function: protein binding; RNA binding. Gene Ontology annotation, biological process: RNA modification. Bases 1 to 1773 code for a protein of 590 amino acids. Lineage: Eukaryota; Viridiplantae; Streptophyta; Magnoliopsida; Magnoliales; Magnoliaceae. The transcript has a single exon. The record is from RefSeq and is a predicted model, not a curated record.
AUGGCCACGAGCGCUCUCCUCCCGCCACCUCGCCCAACAAAAAUACCCGGCAAAGGCAACGGCCGAGUCGGACCGAUCCCAACUCACCCGAGUCUGUUACUUCUCGAACUCAGCAGAAACGCCAGUGAACUCGCCCAAAUUCACUCCAGACUCAUCAAACUCGGCCUCAUUCACCAGCCCCUUGCUUUCACCCGACUCAUGGCUGCUUUGUCCCUCUCCCCUCACGGCGACAUGAACUACGCCCAGUCGAUCUUCGACCGUGACAAGAACCCGAAUCUGUUCGUUUACAACGUCAUGAUCAGAGGCUAUUCGCAGAGUCAUCGGCCCGAGAAUGCACUCUCGAUGUUUUACAGGAUGAUCUGUGAUGAGGACUCCGCACCCAACGGACUAACUUUCCCGUUUGUUCUCAAGGCGUGUUCGCGGUUGGGUUCUGUCGAGGAAGGCAGGCAGGUUCAUGGGCAGGUUUUCAAAUAUGGGUUGGAUUCGGAUGUGUUCAUACAGAAUGCUUUGAUUCUAAUGUAUGCAAGUGCUGGGUGCGUUUCAUAUGCGAGCCAGGUAUUUGAGAAAAUGGAUAGAGGUGAUGUUGUUUCUUGGAAUUCGAUGAUUGCUGGUUUGGUUGAUUCGGGCUUUGUUGUAGAGGCGCGUGAGUUGUUUGAUAGAAUGCCGGAAAGAAAUACAAUUUCGUGGAAUUGCCUGAUUGAUGGGCAUGUGAAAUUGGGGUUGCUGGGGAUUGCCAGGGGUUUGUUUGAUCAGAUGUCCAUAAAGGAUUCUGUCACUUGGAACACUAUGAUUGGUGGAUAUGUUAGUUCAGGUCUGAUGGAAGAUGCUUGUUGGUUGUUCAAUCAAAUGCCAUCCGAGAUGAAGGAUUUAAUCACCUUCAAUAUGAUGAUUGAUGGGUAUAUGAAGGAUUGUAGAUUUAAAGAGGUGUUGGAACUCUUUAGGGAGAUGCAAGUGGGGAAAUUAAAACCUAAUAAUUUCACAAUGGUGAGCUCACUCUCAGCUUGUUCUAAUCUAGGAGCUUUAGAACAGGGCGAGUGGAUCCGUGCUUAUAUAGAGAGUAAUAGGAUUGGAUUGGAUGCUAUUCUAGGGACGGCACUUAUGGAUAUGUAUGCAAAGUGUGGAAAGAUAGAGAGAGCUCUUUCUGUGUUUAAGAGCAUGGAGGAGAGGGAUGUUGGUGCAUGGAACUCUAUAAUUUCUAGCCUUGGUAUCCAUGGUUUUGGUAAAAAGGCUAUGGUCCUCUUCUCAGAAAUGAUGGAAUCAGAGAUUGUCCCUGUUGAAUUAACUUUUGUCAGUAUUUUGAGCGCCUGUCGCCAUUCAGGGUUGGUGGAGGAGGGGCGCAGAUGCUUUCACCUCAUGACAGAAGUUUAUGACAUAGUGCCCAAAGUUGAACACUAUGGAUGCAUGGUCGAUCUUCUUGGCCGGGCAGGGCUAUUGGAUGAAGCGAAGGAGCUUAUAGAAGCUAUGGAUGCAGACUCCAGUGUUCCUAUGUGGGGGGCCCUGCUUGGGGCUUGCAGUCGACUUGGUAAUUUAGAAAUGGGUGAAUAUGCAGCAAAGCAUCUCCUGGAGUUGGACCAUAGUGAUCCCAGUUGUUAUGUCAUUUUGUCCAAUAUGUAUGCAUCUGUGGGAAGGUGGGAUGCUGCCAUUGAGGUAAGAAGGCGGAUGAGAGAUGAUGGGAUUGAUAAGCUUCCAGGUUGCAGUUCGAUUGAAGUGAACGGUGUAGUUCAUGAAUUUCGUGUGGGAGAUUACUUGAAUCCUUUCGAAGAAAUGGUUUAG